Molecule: messenger RNA, 879 nt
Organism: Maudiozyma barnettii
Lineage: Eukaryota; Fungi; Ascomycota; Saccharomycetes; Saccharomycetales; Saccharomycetaceae
Gene: ADD66
Product: Add66p
Exons: 1
Coding region: 1-879 (292 amino acids)
Biological process (GO): proteasome assembly
Cellular component (GO): cytosol; nucleus
Source: RefSeq, a predicted model, not a curated record
AUGGCUGACAACUUUAAGAAAACAUUAAUUUUACCAUUGAUUUCAACGGGUAAUGUUCCACAAUUAACGACAGAUCUGAUUUUACAUUCUCUGUCAAAUGAAUUCCGUUUUGUGAAGUCACUAGAUUCUACAUAUGUACAUCCGUUUGUUGGUGCGUUGGAUUACUCCCUUAAUGAUGGUGAGCCAAUACUUUAUAAAUCCUAUCCCGAUAAGAAGUUUUCUAGUGCAUUAGAACUAUUUUACAAUGAUUCUAAAAAUUUAUAUGUAAUUCAACAGAGAACCCCUAUAAUACAAGGUUAUAUCAACAAUUUUAUUAAGGAGAUAGUAAUCCCUGUGAUAGAAGAACUACGAAUUACAGACGUGACAAUUUUAGACUCCUACGGUGCCCUUGAUGAAUCAAUCAUAAAUCAUAAAUUUAAUAAUAACACUAAUAUUGGUGUAAAUAACGUUGAUCCGUUUUAUUCUAUCGGUGUAUGUAAGUUGGAAGGAAUUGGUUCCUUAAGUGAUGAGUUCGACUCUGUAUUAAACUUGAAGACGGAUCCAAAUACAGCUAUGCAUUAUACUAAUUCUUUAUUAGAAUUCUCUCAAAGAAGUUUAUUGCAAGAGAUUUCUACUGAUCAACAGAUAUUCAAGAUAAUUUUCCAUCUAAUUAAUUCACAAUUAGGAAGUUUGAUGAAUGUGAAGUAUUGUUCAUUCUUUGUGCAUGAAGGUGAUAACUCUUUGGAUGCAAAAUUAUUUACAUCCCAUUUUAGUGAUUUUGUUAAUCCCAAAAAUUCAUCUAUAACAGAAAUUAAAGAUUUUAAAACACCAAUAUCUUGGAAAGGUGUUUAUGGCUUUAAUGAAGUUCCCGCAACCUUAGAAGAAGGUAUAUACAUAUAA